CGUAUGAGGAAAUUGUACAAUCUUCAAUCUACAAAAAACUCUUGAGUUGGGCAAUGGGCGAAGAACCUCCCCCUGAUCUCAUUGUCAUUGGAUAUUCUACAUGGAUGUCGCUACUGCUGCAUCAUCCAACGAGAGGUCGCCCAACCCUAACACUCAUGGACGACCAAUGGAGGAUCCACGCUGCUGUGUUACGCAUGUUAUUAAACAUGCGUGAAAAUACUCGGGUGCUGUUCCUCGCCCAAAAUAUACACAAGCAACAUGCCGUAGUUGAAAAAUUGUGGUUCCACAAUGAAAAGUCUUCGCAAGAUCAGUGGCUUUAUUUCUCCGAGCUUGGAUGGUUGAACCUUAGAACGAAGUUCACUUCUAAUUACGUACCUAACUACACGCGGAAAAACAAAAGUUAUUUCUGGAGAGCCGUUUUCGCAUCACGUAGAAAUGCAGUUUCAUCUCCAAAAAAUUCCAUUCCGUUUCAAGGUCGUUUCAAAAUGCUUACUGAGGAAAAGCCGAGCAUUACUGAUGGAUCUGACGAAAGUCACCAGAUAUUUCAUUCUGAUGCCGAGGGGCAUGCAGACGUUUGGUUCUGGGACUCGACUCUGCCGCUGUCAUUCGCAUUGUUACGCGAUUGUGAUACGUUAUUCAAUCACGAUCCAAUGUCAGCCAAAAUGAUAGCUUUAGCUUACAAUAUUGAUGCAUACUCUCAUCUUACUUACGUGUAUGGUUUGCUACAAAAGCUAAAUGUAUCGCGUGAUGAUUUUUUCCAGCGCGUAAAUCGCCUCUCUGAUAAAGUUCACGCCGAUCAUCUGUUUUUUCAACUUCGGCCGAACGCUGAGAAGAAUAGCAACACUUUCUUCCGUCAAAUGAAAACAUACCCGGGUAAUUGGAUAGUGAAUAUUUCUGGAUCUUCAGUGAAAUCCCAGGAAGAGUUCGUGAAUAAACUAAAUGAAUACUAUGACACAUUUGCCACGGCAUAUUCAAUGCCUGAUUUGUAUUGCCGAGAUCUCACUCACGCAGGGUACCUCGUGAAACAAGUCGAAGCUAUGCAAAUCUUAAACAUGAUUUGCAAUCAGUUCAUGGAUCUGGAUCAUAACUACUGUUGUAAUAAUAAUAAUCCUUGAUGAUGAUACUUACGAAUUUGGGCGGGGGAUAUUUAAUCGUUAUGAUGAAUUUCAGGUCAUAUGAAAAUCUACAAUCGAAAGCCAACUACCUCAAGACAGUUAACGGUGAGUGAGGUGACAUUUCCUCACAACUGAUGUACAAUUUCCCAAUGUCGAUAAACCGUGU
This is a messenger RNA of Hyalella azteca, 1281 nucleotides long. RefSeq lists its product as uncharacterized. The transcript has 2 exons. The record is from RefSeq and is a predicted model, not a curated record. The coding region runs from base 54 to 1115 and encodes 353 amino acids. Lineage: Eukaryota; Metazoa; Arthropoda; Malacostraca; Amphipoda; Hyalellidae.